Molecule: messenger RNA, 1318 nt
Organism: Aphanomyces invadans
Lineage: Eukaryota; Oomycota; Saprolegniomycetes; Saprolegniales; Verrucalvaceae
Exons: 4
Coding region: 26-1213 (395 amino acids)
Source: RefSeq, a predicted model, not a curated record
CACGAUUCGCAUUCGGACGGGCAAAAUGAACGAUGCGUUGGCUGUCGUUGUCAAUCAAGUCGGGAUUCCACUCCUCGUCCGUCCGUACGGUCAAGCCCAAGUCCCUGCGACUGCUGCCAUUGGAAUCGUCAAUGCCAUCUUUGACGCUGCGUUGGGCUCCAACAAGCACGUUGCGUUCCUGGAGACGAUGCAAUACCGCGUGGCGUAUCGACACACAGACGACGGAUGGCUCUUGACGCUCUUCAACUCCGAGCUCCUUCCAAGGCAACAGAGCAGCCAAACGCUACAGUGGAUCGAUCGGAUGUUGCAUCUCGUCCUUCGCCCUUCGCUGUUUGCAUCCACGGAUGCUGGAUCGCAAAAGUUUGAGGUCACUAGGCACAUUGCGUUCUUGGAUUACAUCAUGACUCAUCAAUCGGACCUUGAAUUGGCGGUGGGCAUUCCGCUAAUCGCUUCCUCGAUCGACCAAGCGUUGGACAUGAUGAGCAUCGGCGUGGCGUGGGCUGGUCCAAUGUACAUUGUUAGCGACGGAGCCAUCCUGUUGGACAACGACAACAAUGUCGACAACUCUUUCGACAGCUGGCUCCUCGUGCUCUUGGUCAUCGCCGCGGAGCUCCUUCUCGAGCAGCCUGCAAAACCAACGCUCCAGUUCCCCGUCUAUAUCAACAUGAUACCCCAUCAGAUGAUGGUAGUCCAAGUUCCUUCGAGCACGCACCUCGUCUGGUUUGGUUUGACUAGCGGAGACGUCAGGAUCUCUGGCGAGGACGUGCACAAGAAGCUGAUCGAGUGGCACCGACGGGCAUGCUCCCUCUUGCCGACAUUGUGGAACCUGCCACCAGCAACGAGUGAGCAGUGGCCAGCUCUACUCGGGUACUGCCUAUUUCGCCAAAGCCCAUCGCCACGAUGCUCCGCCACAGUGGCCAUCAAAUCAACGGCUGUACCAUCAGCAACGCCACCUCAGCUCAAGACCUCUCUGCUUUGUCCAACACCUCAGGACAUUUACACCCUGUUGGGCCAUGGCAUCCUCCGCCUUUGCCACACAACCCCGUCUUCCACGACGAAUCAAGACAACCUACUCGUCUUGGGGAAUAACCUGGUCGUGCUAUACGCAGUUCGGCCACCCGUUCACAUCGUUGCCGUUCUCACCGGCCCAGUGGAACUUUCUGCUGCGAUCAAAGUAGCCGAUUAUCUGGCCCAAAUUGCGUGUUCUGGAUAACGAAUCGUGCUUGCAAUGGAUUAUUCCAGCGACGGCAUGUCUUCGAAUUCGUGCUCGAGCUCUUGUUGCAGCUCCGACGCUUGUUUUUUCUUGUUGACAGCAACC